AUGUCGUCCGCGAUCGCCACGGCGAUCACGCCACGUUCUCUGAUCAUACCCCUGAUCCACGUGCACCCUGAUCAAGCCCGUCUCCUCGAUGGCAACUUACGAGUGGGCACAGAGAUCCGACGGACCGAUGGGGCCUUACUGCUCAAGCCGGCUACCUCGUUCACGGACCUUGAGCGUCUAUUGCUCAAGCAGAUCGAUGCACGUUUCGAGAAGAUGUCCGUUGGAGAUCGUAUAGCGGCUAGUGUUCUUGUACUACCUGGGCGAGAAGACGCAGGGACGAAGAAGAAGGUUAGUGGCGCUCGCCGUGACGGUAGCAUCUUUGUUACCAUUUCGGACGAGCAACGCUGGGAGGCAGCGAGACCCAUGCUUCUCGAAGGCAAAGCAGAAUUGGUACUAUGGUUCACGCAGCAGGCCGGAGGGUUUGAUGUUUUGUUGGAGAGAUUGAAGGCAGACAUGCUUUUAGGACCUACGAAGUCCCCACUAGGAUCGCCCGCAAACGUGCAAGAAGCCGUGGCAGAGGUAAAGAUUGCAUGGACAGGCCUCGAAAUGGCUAUGGAAGGCCUUCUUCUGUGGCGGAAACCCAGAACGGCAUCGAGGGCUAUGGGUAUAUAUGCUGAUGUGGAAGCGGAUCAUGGCAAGCAGCGUGUGCUGAGUGAGAAGCAAGUGUGCCUGAUGAGAUAUUGA
Messenger RNA from Recurvomyces mirabilis, 684 nucleotides. RefSeq lists its product as uncharacterized. The transcript has 2 exons. The record is from RefSeq and is a predicted model, not a curated record. The coding region runs from base 1 to 684 and encodes 227 amino acids. Lineage: Eukaryota; Fungi; Ascomycota; Dothideomycetes; Mycosphaerellales; Teratosphaeriaceae.